GAGGCCACGCCCCUCUCCCCGCCCCCGGAAGGUCCGUCCCUCCCUCGCCGGCUCCGCCCUCACCUUCCCGCCGUUUGAUCCGGGUCGUCCAACAUGGGAGGCCCGGAGCCUCCACUGCUCGCUCUCCGGCUGUUCUUCUUGGUUCUGCCGGUGGCCGGGUGGCUGACGACGCCUGCCCCGGAGCCGUCGCCUCCCGGAGCCCCGCAGGGUGGCAUCAGAAUUAAUAUAACAACAUUGAAAGAUGAUGGGGAAGUAUCUAGAGAACAGGUUUUUCUUAACAUAACCUAUGAGAGUGGACAGGUAUAUGUAAAUGACUUACCUGUAAAUAGUGGUGUAACCCGAAUAAGCUGUCAGACUUUAAUAGUGAAGAAUGCUGAUCUGGAAAAUUUGAAGGAAAAGAAAUAUUUUGGAAUUGUCAGUUUAAGAAUUUUAGUUCAUGAGUGGCCUAUGACAUCAGGUUCCAGUUUGCAACUAAUUGUCAUUCAAGAAGAGGUAGUAGAGAUUGAUGGAAGACAAGCUCAACAGAAGGAUGUUACUGAAAUUGAUAUUUUAGUUAAGGACCAGAGAAUACUCAGACAUUCAAACUAUACCCUUCUUUUAGAAGAAAGCAUGUUGUACUCUAUUUCCCGAGAUAAUGACAUUUUAUUUACCCUUCCCAACCUCUCCAAAAAAGUAGAAAGCGUGAAUUCACUGCAGACCACCAGCCAGUAUCUUAUCAGGAAUAUGGAAACCACUGUAGAUGAAAGUGCUUUAUCUGGAAAAUUACCUGAAACUCCCCUUAGAGCAGAGCCUCCAUCCUCAUAUAAGGUAAUGUGUCAGUGGAUGGAAAAUUUCAGAAAAGAUCUGUGUAGAUUCUGGAGCAGUGUUUCCCACGUGUUCUUCAUGUUUUUAAACGUCAUGGUGGUUGGAAUUCUAGGAGCAUCUGGGGUCUUAACCAUCUUAAAGUUGCUUUUUCCAGUUUCUAAAUACAAAGGACUUCUUCAGGUGGAUAAAGUGAAUAUUAUACCUGUGACAGCUAUCAACUUUUAUCCAGAUUUCCCUGAGAAGACAGAAAAAAACCUUGAAGACAAACAAAUACUUAAAAAUUAAAAUACCAUCUCAAA
Messenger RNA from Cavia porcellus (domestic guinea pig), 1103 nucleotides. RefSeq names its product glycosylated integral membrane protein 1 (gene Ginm1). The coding region runs from base 94 to 1089 and encodes 331 amino acids. The record is from RefSeq and is a predicted model, not a curated record. The transcript is spliced from 8 exons. NCBI's taxonomy places the organism in Eukaryota, Metazoa, Chordata, Mammalia, Rodentia, Caviidae.